AUGUCAAAUAACAGUCUGGCAGGUCCCUGUGACAGUGACCAGAAAAGGUCCAAUAAUGAACUGUCAGGUCCCUGUGACACAGACCUGAAAAGGUCCAAUAACAAUCUGUCAGGUCCCUGUGACAUAGACCUGAAAAGGUCCAAUAACGAACUGUCAGGUCUCUGUGACAUAGACAUGAAAAGGUCCAAUAACGAACUGUCAGGUCUCUGUGACAUAGACCAAGGAAUGUCCAAUAACAAUCUGUCAGGUCCCUGUGACAGAGACCAGGGAAUGUCCAAUAACAAUCUGUCAGGUCCCUGUGACACAGACCUGAAAAGGUCCAAUAACAAUCUGUCAGGUCCCUGUGACAUAGACCAAGGAAUGUCCAAUAACAAUCUGUCAGGUCCCUGUGACACAGACCUGAAAAGGUCCAAUAACAAUCUGUCAGGUCCCUGUGACAUAGACCUGAAAAGGUCCAAUAACGAACUGUCAGGUCUCUGUGACAUAGACAUGAAAAGGUCCAAUAACGAACUGUCAGGUCUCUGUGACAUAGACCAAGGAAUGUCCAAUAACAAUCUGUCAGGUCCCUGUGACAGAGACCAGGGAAUGUCAAAUAACAAUCUGUCAGGUCCCUGUGACAGAGACCAGGAAAGGUAA
Ylistrum balloti is the source of this 636-nucleotide messenger RNA. RefSeq lists its product as uncharacterized. The transcript has a single exon. The coding region runs from base 1 to 636 and encodes 211 amino acids. The record is from RefSeq and is a predicted model, not a curated record. NCBI's taxonomy places the organism in Eukaryota, Metazoa, Mollusca, Bivalvia, Pectinida, Pectinidae.